GGUUUAGUGCAUGUUUAGUGCGGGUAUACGUUGUCCAUCAUUUUCAAGUAAUAACGUUUAACUAUUUAUUUACGCGGUAUAUCGCGAUACAUGGUAUCUUGUGCAAGACAGUGUGUUACAAUCGAUAAUUAAUUAUCGUCUAUGAUAUAUAGGAUAAUUCGGCAAACGCUAGAACGAUCUAUGACUUAUGGACCUACGUUUCUCCGGAGUCUCUCUUUUGCUACCUCAUAAAUUGUUUACUUGUUGCUCCACGCUGCUUUGCGAUUAAGCAGAGCCUCGUAGAACGUGCCACCCGCGCUAGGAAUACAAUUUCCUUUUCAGGAAUCGUCCGCGGCAUCGGAUGGACGUGAUGCAUCUUUUGUAGAAGCAUUUGCGUGUUUUAUAACCUGACAACGCGUACCGAGUUACUCUUUCUUUAUCAUGUUACUACGUCUUUGACAAAGUAUAUUAAGCGGUCUCAUCGUCGUGGUCCAACCGUCGUUCAAUGAAUGUCAAAAUGUGGUCUUCACAAGGCAACAAUUCGAAUGCAAAUGCUGCAUCAAAAGAAGAAAAGAAUCUACGUACAUUGGGCAUGACAUCUGCUAUCAGUGUAGCAGAACCAAAGCCAAGUGAUCUUACUAGAACAAAUGAACUAAAAGAAGCGUUGAAGCCGUAUAAUGUGUUUGAAUCUGAAGAAGAGUUAAAUCACAGAAUGGAAAUUUUAAGUAAAUUAAAUACGUUGGUGAAACAAUGGAUACGGGACACAAGUAUCGCCAGAAAUAUGCCACCCAACGUUGCUGAACAAGUGGGCGGUAAAAUAUACACUUUCGGUUCAUACAGGUUAGGGGUACAUCACAAAGGUGCUGAUAUCGAUGCUCUAUGUGUUGUACCGCGUCACAUCUAUAGGUCGGAUUACUUUACGUCCUUUUUUGAAUUACUCAAAAUGCAAGAAGAAGUUACAGAUUUAAGGGCAGUGGAAGAAGCUUUUGUUCCAGUGAUAAAGAUGAAUUUUGAUGGUAUCGAAAUCGAUAUGUUAUUUGCUAAACUGGCACUUAAAGAAAUCCCGGAUUCAAUGGAUCUUAGAGACGAUAUGCUUCUUAAAAAUCUCGAUCAGAAAUGUGUGAGGAGUCUUAAUGGUUGCAGAGUAACGGAUGAAAUUUUACGUCUAGUACCUAAUAUAGAGAAUUUUAGGUUGGCUCUUAGAGCCAUUAAACUGUGGGCAAAACGACAUGGUAUAUAUAGUAAUGUAUUAGGAUAUUUAGGAGGUGUGUCUUGGGCAAUGUUAGUUGCAAGAACAUGUCAACUUUAUCCUAAUGCGGUCGCAGCUACAUUAAUAGAGAAAUUUUUCCUCGUAUUUUCUCAAUGGAAAUGGCCACAACCAGUACUUUUGAAGCAACCUGACACUGUUAAUCUAGGUUUCCCGGUUUGGGAUCCAAGAGUAAAUAUAUCAGAUAGGUAUCAUUUGAUGCCAAUAAUCACGCCUGCAUAUCCCCAACAAAAUUCAACGUUUAAUGUAUCGGUAUCAACGAGAACUAUUAUGCAAGAUGCAUUCGAAACUGGUUUAUCGACAACAGAAGAAAUUAUCAUGGGAAAAGCAACGUGGGAUAAAUUAUUCGAACCUCCAAACUUCUUUGGCAAAUAUAAACAUUAUAUUGUAUUAUUGGCUAGAAGUUUGACGCCGGAAGAUCAGCUUGAAUGGUGCGGGCUUGUCGAGUCAAAAAUACGGCAUUUGAUAGGUACGCUGGAGAGGAAUCCUCACAUUACAUUGGCACAUGUAAAUCCGGAAGCGUUCCCACCAUUAGAACCAGAGCCAGAGGGUCACUGUUCUAUGUGGUUUAUUGGACUAUUAUUCGCCAAAAGCGAAAAUUUAAACGUUGAUCUAACAUAUGAUAUUAAAUCCUUCGUUGACUCGAUUCAAAGACAAGCGGAACAAUUGAGUAUGUUAAAAGACGGCAUGUGGAUCGAAGCGAAGCAUGUUAAAAGGAAGGAUCUACAUACUUACGUAUCUCCCAGUUUGCUCAGACGAGAAAGAAAAGUUUCUGUCAGUGUGCAUAAAAAUGGAAAUAUUGCUGGAAAUGGUAACAGCGGCAGUGUUUCCCCACGUAAUCAAGAUGCAGCGAACAGGAAGAGAUUGUCGGAUCAGAAUCCAGACCCGUGCGGAAAAAAGCGAAAAGUUAAUGAUGCCGAGCAACCAGUGACACAGGGAGAGGACGGGUCUUUGGUGGUUCAGUCUUGCGGAGAAGAUAGCAAUUCCGGAUUUAGCUUGGAUGAAUACAAGCAAUCGUUGACAGCUACUAAGGAUGUAAGACAUUGUACAUAUAAUGAACAAUAAUCAACGUAGUCCAAAAUUAGGAGGUGCCUACUGGUGCAUCUACAGUAGCACAGGAAGGAUAUGUUUGCACUUGACCACUACAGGAUUACUACCUCACAUCGAUCCGCAGAUGCUCUGGGCCAUCUAGGCUGUAAUCACUUCUCAUGCAACCAUCCACUGCCCACUGUAAGUCCCCCGUUUCGUAAAAACAAAGCAGCGUCAUGCGUUGAAGAGAGCUACCCGUUGGAGUCGAUUGCUGCACGACUGUGCAAUAGACGCUCUGAUUUUAAUAUUUAUGAGCAACAUCAACAGUCAAUGGAAGCAGUCAUGCUACAAAACCAACGUUUGUGCCAGUGUCUGUGAUGUCAUCAUUGUCAUUUCCUUUUUAAAUCAGAUACCGCUCUAAUGACUUGGGAGAUUCGUGGUCGACAGUCUAGAAGUAAUAGAAUUUAAAAACCAUCACUUCGUAUCUCGAAGGUUCAUAAUUUUAUUUUUAUAUUUCAUUUUGUAUAUAUCGCUUAUGAUAAUUUUUAUCUACGAAAUUAUUAAAAAAAGAAAAAAGAAAAUACGUAAAAAGAGGGAAGAGGAGUAAAGAUGAAAGAGACAGGCUAGCGGGUCUGGAGAAUGUAUCGUAUUGUCAUAUUAGAGUGUGAAUACAGUACGGUAUUUUGGUUAUAAGUUUGUAUUAGGGUAUUUUUCAGAUAAAUGAAAAGAAAAAAGGAGAGAAAAAAUAUUAAUGUUUCGAUAUUAACGACGAUGAAACGUAUUCUUGUAUAAAACGCAUUUCUUUAAUGCAUAAGUGGAUACAAAAAAGUACGUUUAAGUUGUAAAUAUUUUGUGCAAAGUUUUGCUACUUUCGUCUCGAUAUAAGUUACACAAAACAAUCUGUCUGUUUAAGUUGUAAUCGUAACAUGAUAUAGCGAUUUAGUCAUUUAUAGAAAGAUAUUUAUAUAUCCUUAUCUAAUACAUAUUAAUUUAUAUUAUCGUGCUAAACGGAUGUCUUAAGAAUUCUCAGUUGCUGAAACGAGCUCAAUUUUCAUGAAUACGAUAUUGUUUAAUUUUCGAGUAGAGGAUUGAACAUUCGUUUUUCUCUUUCUUUUUGGUUUCAUUUCUUUUAGGGUAACCAUUUUGAUAACGAACAAAAAUCACCGGCACUGGCAUAAGAAAUUUGGAUGUUUCAUUUAUAGAAUAAACGGAUUAUCAAGUUAGGCACUAUUGGUCAUUCGUUAGAAAAUAUCUCUAAAUGAAACAUCCGUAUACAAGCCAUUGACUAUCUUUGUUGACCAUCGUGUUACGUAAGAAAUGAGUUUCGUAUGGAAAGCCAGUUUUUAGUUUUUAUUCACAGAAAAACGAAGUUAUAGCUUUAACAAUGCAACACAGGACUGGCGUCUGGAUUAUUCAGAUCAUCUACAUAUCACCUGUUGGUGAGUUUUUUCAGGUGUUCGACUGCUUUCGGUCCCCCUUCACUUUAAAAUUCUAUCCUGUCAUGUUUCCUCCGACUCUGCCUUUUUAUCAUACCAUAUUUUUCCUUCAUUAAUCAUCAUUGUGUUAAAGGCAUGUCGGUUAUAACGAGCGAGGUAUUUGAUGUUCACUCUUUAAUAAUUAUAUGAAUAUAAAUAUCGAUAUGUACAUUGAAACGUACAGUCUUAUUAUAGUCUGGAACUAAGUAUUUGCAGAGUGACCAUUUCAUAAGUCAACACAAUUAUUAUUUGCCUAGAUGUUAAGUUUACAAGUUUCUUUCGAAAAUCUGUUCGGUGUGCGAUCGAGAUUUGUUACGAUACUCUGCGAAUAUUGUAGUUAUUUCUGUUCGGUGCUUAAGGACCAUUUCGUUUUCUGUAAAUAUUUGCGCUCCUGGUGUAGCAUAUACUUUCCUUUGUAUAGGUUUUCUUCGUUCGCGAAGUUUUAUUUUGCGCCAAUUGAUGUGUACAAUUGCCAAAUUAUGACUUAGGAAACGAUUUUUCCCUUCUUCCUUAUUUCGUUGUAAUCAAACUAAAUUCGUGUAUGAUGGACGAGCGUUAUGUCAGCGUAUUCGUGUAUUUAUCGUUAAUUUUAUCAGUCUACGAUUCUUGUGAUAUGAACAAAUUUCUAUAGUACGAAAUAAAAUGUAUUGGUUCGAUAUUCAUCAAAGUUCUAGAAUUUUACGCAUAUACCGAGACUUUCAAGCCUUGAAUAAUAAUUUUUCUUACAGAAAGAAAUUGAUGAUUCGUUGUACUUUCAAUCGUGUAAAGAGAAUAUUACUUAUUCUACCUUACAUGUAUGCACUUUACCUUACAUGUAUGCACUUACCUUGGUUACGUUUUUUUUCUAGUAAAAGAACAAGUUAUGUUCCUCUUUCUUUUUUUUCUUCGAGAAAUUUAAGGAUGACCUGAUAAUGUGCAAUACGUAAUUUUUUAAAAACGUUUGACUGAGUUUUUAGUCAUUAGGAGUCUAAAACGUAUUGGCUAAUCGGAAAGACGAAAGUUACGAUUGUAGAAGGAAUAUUUUUGUUUGAAAAAUACAUGGUUUGUAAAAUUGAGAGCAUAUAAAGUAAAAAAAUUUAGGACUGCAUAUACAAUAAGCUCGAUUUGUAUUUUUCCCAACAAAAUUGUAUCUUUGAUCGGAACUUUUCGUUUAUUAAUACACAUAUAGUUCUGUUUUUAAACUAUUUUCUAAAGUUUGAAUGACAUAGUAAGAGUAAAUGAAAACAGCGAAGAUAUGACCAUUUUUUUAAUAGAUAAUUAUCAUGUCACGUUAACAGAUCUUACAAAAACAUUUCAAAGUAUACGGAUAUUUUUCAAACAGUCCAAACUUCCUCUAUGACUAUCUUCGUUCGAGUUAAUUGUCGCAUUUUUCAAGAUUCCGCAGGAAUUCUAGAUUUAUUAUCCUACUGCUUUUCCUGAUGUGUAUUAACGUUGUGAUUAAAAACGCUGUACUGUCAUAAUACAACUAAUUUACUUAUCCAUAUAGGUUGUAUCAUUAGUAAGCUGCUAUUGUCAUUGAUAUUGUUAUUGUUAUUAUUAUUAUUAUUAUAAUUUUUUAAUAUGGAUGUAACGUAUACGCAAAUAACAGCUAAAGGCACGUCAUAAAAGUCCAAUGCUGCUUGCAAAACGAUAUCUAAACAAUCUGGAUAGUAUAUCUUUGAUUACUGGAUCUGGACACUACUAUUCCAGGCGGAUCAAUGUAUCAUAUAAGUAGUGAACAUCAAACAUUAUCCUUGCACGAACUUAGAAUAAGUCUAGAACGAGUAGGUUGUUCCUUCGUUAUUUGGAAAGAAACAGAAUGAGAUCCAUGCAUUGUUCAUUUACCUAUUCCUUUUUUUUUUUUUAAUUCGAGGCGUCAGACAUGUCUAUAACACACAUAUUUUCCCGACUCAUACUCCAGAACGUCGUAUCGUUCGUCCGUUACAACGUUUUGGAGUCAAAAGUAAAACAUAAACGGAAUGUAAACUAAGAAACGAAACGGUGAACAUCGUCCGUGACACACCUCCCUCUUGUACAAUAAAAGCAAAUAAAAAAAAACAAGAAAACCAAAAAGUUGAUAGAAAUUUGCUGAAGGCAAGAUCACUUAUCGUUUAGGAACAAAUAUCACGGUAAUUUCGAAGAUUUCGUGUCGCGAUCUGUUCGUUGCGUCGAGCUUAGAAGUCGGUCGUUGUCCUGUAUUAUAAUCCCCUUUCUCUCUUUAUCUCUCUAAUCUCUCUAAUAGAACGCGAAAUCGAACAAGACGUUUAAUGGACACUCGCCACCGUUAAUUAAGACAUGUGUACACACGCUCACGCAUAAAGAUACAAAAGCAGAGAGAAUACAGAAUUUCGUACACGGUACACACCUGGCAUACCCACACAGGACACACGCAUAUUCACAUAUUUACACACAUGAGAGGACUGCGUGUACAGACGCACGAUUUUAUAUGGAACACAACUAUUACGGAAGAGAGUAAUCGCGAAUGCAUUUACGAAGUUACGUGUCAACGUGUGAACGCAUGAAUCAUUUGUGUGAAUGAGCGAAAAAUUAAAGGAAAAUAAACAGCAUCGAAUACAUUACCAUGUGUUUAUAUGAUUAUACAUCGAACACAAGUUGUAUCGCGAUACACCGGGACACGGUCCUCUUCAUAAAAUGUCUUCGUGUAGUACAUAUGGUCGUGCAAAGUGGUAUGGAUUCCAUUCUUAGUCAACAAGUCAUGAAUUUAUCUUGGGCUCUCGAUUUACUGGAAAAGUACAGAAGCUACAAUAAUUAAUCAAUCGCCUUUAUUAAAGUUCCUUAUUUUUUCUUUUCUAUUUUAUUAUGAAUAUUGGAGUGCUUUCAAUUUUUCCUGAUAACAGACAUGAUGCAGAUAAUUUUUCCUGUUUAAGAUAAAGAUUUUCUUCAUUUUAUAUAAGUACAACAUUUUCUUUAAAAUACUUAUGUAGAUACAGACAUGUACAGGAAUAACUCAUUUUAUCGCAACUUGAUUGGAAAAUUUGAUAGCACAUCGUAAAGUACUUUUCGACGAAUUUUAUUGCUAAGAAUACGUUCCAUACCAUUGUGCACCAAGCGAUCAAAUCAUCGUUCUGUUUUACUGGUCCCGCGAUCGUGUGUUCGAUUAUAUGUACGGCUCAUUAUAAAAAUCCGAAACCGCGUGCAUAGGUCGUUUCUUAUUAUUUUUUUCAUCUCGGAUAUUUCGCGUGAGAAGGGAUCGGCGUCGAUCAUCCACACCGUUGCUUAAGUUCCUGCCACUGAAAGUACGUAACGUACUUAGGUACACACGUGCUCGCGAAACGAUGCGCAUAUAUACAAUAGAUUGCAGUGCGAUGGACCGAGUGAUCGGUGUAUCGUGAAGGCCGUGUGCGCAUUAGCUGUUACUCCACUCGUAGGAUCGGGGUCGUUGUAAAGAGAUAACAGACGACGCGACGGCAGGGUCCACGUGCUUCGACCUGGCAAUAGGGAAAAUUAUUUACCACAGAGCACGAUUUAUGUGCAUAAUUUGUAUCCCUCCACUACAGUUGUACAUCUUUCUGUAUCUUUCUUGAAUAAACCGAAAUAAAUUCUUUUAAUUCCUUCAGCCAAA
This is a messenger RNA of Ceratina calcarata, 7312 nucleotides long. It is a transcript of the gene hrg, whose product is annotated as poly(A) polymerase hiiragi. Gene Ontology annotation, molecular function: RNA binding; poly(A) RNA polymerase activity. NCBI's taxonomy places the organism in Eukaryota, Metazoa, Arthropoda, Insecta, Hymenoptera, Apidae. Bases 485 to 2311 code for a protein of 608 amino acids. The transcript has 12 exons. Gene Ontology annotation, cellular component: nucleus. Gene Ontology annotation, biological process: RNA 3'-end processing. The record is from RefSeq and is a predicted model, not a curated record.